ACUAUCGUGAAUUUACAUCCAUCCUUUUGUUUUAUUGUGGAAUUAAUUAAAGUAUUGAUAUAAGAAGCUAUUUUGUUUUAAAAUGGACAAAUGUUUUCUGUGCAAAUCGGAUAAAAAAGAUUCCUUACAAUAUGGGGAAUUUUUGCGAAAUAAGAAAAUGGGUAUAGGUGUUCAUACGUACUGUUUGUAUUUGUCUUCAAAUCUAACACAAAAUGGGGACGAUAGCGAAGGUAUCUUGGGAUUUCUAAAACCGGAUAUAGACAAGGAACAAGCCCGCACAAGCCAUUUGAAAUGUUUUUACUGCCAUAAACGCUACGCUAACAUAGGAUGCUGCGAAAAAAGAUGCAGGCGCACAUUCCACUUGAUAUGCGGUUUGGAAAAUGGUGCUGAAAACCAGUUUUGCAAAUCAUUCAAGUCUUUUUGUCACACACAUAGACGCAAACACGCGUCGAAAAUUCCCGCACCUAAUACUAAUUGCCUCAUAUGCUACGACAUCCUACGAGAACCCAAUGAAUCCUUUAACCCCAUAAAGAUGAUUUUAAGCCCAUGUUGCCGCAAUGGCUGGUACCACAAAUUAUGUCUACAGAAAUUAGCAAAUACUGCAGGCUAUUUUUUUAAGUGUCCAUUGUGUAAUGAUGCACAUGUCUUUAGACAGAGCCUGCCGGUCAGGGGCAUAUUUAUACCAAAUCAAGAUGCCGCUUGGGAGUUGGAGCCAAAUGCAUUUGCUGAACUUUUAGAAAGGCCUAGUGAAUGCUCUGCUAUAAAGUGUGUUAAUAGGCAAGGUCGCAAUCACUCAAGUUCGAAGAACCCACUUAUAUUCUGUACUACGUGUGGUUCGACGGUUAUGCAUAGGCUAUGUUUAGCACCAUCUACAAGCCGUUUUUACUGCGCCGAUUGUACUAUUGCCAGAGAAGAACAGAAUAGCGGACGAGGUAGUCCAAGAUCGCCCCCAAAUAUGAAUGAGGGUGCCGAGAACGAUGAAAUCGAUGUCUGCAAUGUAAGCGACCAAGAAAAUAUACCGUGUUUAAUUGAGGACAGCCAUACUGGGUAUCGUAAUAAAAUGGAUAUAGAUCCUAUUGAUGAAGAAAUCAAGCUCGCUAAACGAUCUACCAGGAGGUUAUCAAGCACUGGUUCAUUAGUGGAACCAGUGUUAGUGUCUCGUAAGGAAGAUAUGGAAUCGAAUAGUAGCAGUAAAUGCAACGAUACGUUGACAGUUAGCAGUACAACAAAAGAAUACUGGAAACCUUCUAAGAGCAGGGCUAGAAGACAUAACGUACUACCAACAAAUAACAAUAACAGUAGCGACGAAGAAGAAACAGCAAAACGCUCUUCUCCAAGAAGCAGGACUCUUAUGCUAUUACCAUCAUCUGAGGACAAUGGUAAUGAUGGAAUAACUACUCGUAAAUGUCAAAGAAGCAAGGCCAAAAAGUUAUCAAUGUCAUCCGAAGAGUGUUUGAUUAGAAAACAAUCCGUCAGAGAGACAACACAAAUAUCUGUAAGUACCGAAGAAAACCACAUUGAAGGAAAUUUUGAAGUUCACUCAAAGAUUGCAAGGAAAGAAGUUAAAUGGAACACAAUAAUCGAGUGUUCAGAUGAGGAUAGUGAUGAGGAUGUGUUAGAUUGGUAUUGCGGUUCUGACCAAACUACAAAGGCUACUGAAAUAUCAGAUGUAAACACUGAAGAAAGUGACGAAGAUGACGAUCCGUUGGAAAUUAUUAUGAAAUAUGAGAAAAACAGAUGUGCUGCUCAAUCUACACAGAAGGCUUUGAAAAAUGAAAUUAAUUCAAACAAUAUGGAUGUUUCCUGCAUAGCUUUAAGGACUCGACGCAAGAGUGUUACUUCCGAACAACAGGGUGCUAAAAAUGCGGUCAUUGCGCAAGACCUUGUUAAAUUAAUUCAACGAAGAAAAACAGUUUGUUCGCAAACAUCCGUUGAAAAGGAAAAGCAUCACAGACGUAAGGAUAAUAGAUUUCCUUCUAGAAAAACUUCCUCUAUUCAUAACAUAUCCGAAAUUUUUGAUAAGCAAUGCGAAACAGACGAAGAGAAAUUUGAUUCGGUCAUACCUCACGAACAUGUUCAAUGUGGGAAUAAUAAUAAAGAGUCCGACAAUCUCAGCGCAUUUGAAAUUUCCUGUAUCGCAAACCGUACAAGGAAAAGAAAAAAAUUAAAUCUUCCAACUGUUGUCGAAGAUUCAUCCUGCUCCACCAGAUCAACUGGUUCUUCCCAGCCAACUUUUUAUGACAAUCAUCGAAACAACCGCGCCAACGCAAAACCUUCAGGAAGUGCAUAUCUCGAAGUAUGGCCGAAACAAAAUGUGGAUAUCGCUUUCAUAUCAUCAAAAAAUAAACCAGAACAUCUAAAAAUUCCCAACAGGAGCAAUUUAUCAACCCAAAAAAAGUCUAAUUAGACAAGGUUAUUCAUUAAGCAGAAAUGUACAAUUUAUAGUACUUUCAUAGAGAAAUGCAUGUGCAAAAUUUUGUCUAUGAGCAUUUAAUAUAUACUGUGUAUAUGUACAUACUUUUUUUGUAUGUAUGUAUAAACAUAACUAGUUAUAUGUCUUAUAAAGUUUCAUUUUUUGAUUAUAUUUAUCAUCGAAUAAAUUUUUUUAAAUAAAGAAUAUCGAUUCUUUUGAAAAU
This is a messenger RNA of Stomoxys calcitrans (stable fly), 2636 nucleotides long. RefSeq lists its product as uncharacterized. NCBI's taxonomy places the organism in Eukaryota, Metazoa, Arthropoda, Insecta, Diptera, Muscidae. The coding region runs from base 83 to 2407 and encodes 774 amino acids. The record is from RefSeq and is a predicted model, not a curated record. Gene Ontology annotation, cellular component: nucleus. The transcript is spliced from 4 exons.